This is a messenger RNA of Octodon degus (degu), 1852 nucleotides long. It is a transcript of the gene Ppp1r18, whose product is annotated as protein phosphatase 1 regulatory subunit 18. The record is from RefSeq and is a predicted model, not a curated record. The transcript has 4 exons. Lineage: Eukaryota; Metazoa; Chordata; Mammalia; Rodentia; Octodontidae. The coding region runs from base 20 to 1798 and encodes 592 amino acids. Gene Ontology annotation, molecular function: phosphatase binding.
CUCGGACCGCGGGCUCGCCAUGGCCGCCGUCCCGGACUGGAAGCGGCAGCUGCUAGCCCGGCGCCGGCAGGAGGAGGCAGCGGUCCGCGGCCGGGGGAAGGCGGAGCAGGAGCGCCUGGCCCAGAUGCCGGCCUGGAAGCGGGGACUCCUGGAGCGGCGCCGCGCCAAGCUCGGACUCUGCCCGGGGGAUCCGAGCCCUGGACCCGGGCAGGCGGAGCCCGGCCCUCCCGAGCCAGACGAGUCUGCCGUCCUCCUGGAGGCCAUUGGGCCGGUGCACCAGAACCGCUUCAUCCGGCAGGAGCGGCAGCAGCGGAAUGAAGAGCUCCUCGCAGAGAGAAAGCACGGACCGCCAGAUCCCCGAGAGAGGAGACCCGGCUUGGGAGAGCCACGAGACCAGAACCUCAAGGGAAGAGAGGCCAGAGAAGAGAGGCUGAGUCCUCGGGAGGCCAGGGAGAGGAGGCUGGGGACUGGGACGACCCAGGAGUGCAGCUCCACGCCUCUGGACGCCCGAGACUGGAAGCAGAGCCCGGGAGAGGGAGGAGACCCGAACUCCAGGCUGCCCGAGGCUCGGAAGUGGAGGCAGAGCCCCGCCGAAACUCCGGAGCAAAAGCCCGGAAGGAGUGAGGUGACAGAGAGGAGGCUGGGCCCGAGGGAGGGCGGCAGCCAGAACCCGGGCCCGGCGGAGGUCUGCACAUGGAGGCCCAGCCUCGGAGAGGCCCGGGAGCAGAGCGUGGUGCAGCUGGAGAAGGCAGAGUGGAGGCUGCACGCAGGACAGAGAGGAGACAGUGGAGAGGAGUGUGGGGGGAGAGAAGAGAGCCCAGCUCGGUGGGUGGCUCCAGAAGAGAUUUCGGGGUCCCCAGAUACCCCAAGCAGGAAACCUCAGGACAGCAUCUCCAGAGGUGUGGAGACGGCAGAACAGAGGCCCAGCCCUGUGGAGGACAGAGGGAGGGGCCUGCGGUCCACCGAGGGGUGGACAUGGACCCUGAGCUCCGGGGCAGCUCAAGAUUGGACAACCAGGGACACAGACACAUCAGGCCCGAAACCAGGACCACUGGGGCUGGCUGAGCAGCUGCUGGAGCCUCAGGGUGUGGAGGCUGGGGAAGGCGAGGCCCAGGAGGCCGAGAAGGAGGAGCAGGAGGAGGGGGCUCAGAGCGGGCCUCCCGGAGCCCCACGGGACAGCAGCUUGACGCCCGCCCCCCUGCCACCAGAGGACGCUGGGACCGGAGCAGGCCCGGGGCAGCAGCAGGAAGAGGAAGUGGCAGUGCUGCAGCCCCCACCCCCAGCCGCGGCUGCCCCCCAGCCGUCGGGGGAUCCCCUCAUGAACCGCCUGUUCUACGGGGUGAAGGCAGGCCCGGGGGUGGGGGUCCCGCGCCGCAGUGGACACACCUUCACGGUCACCCCCCGCCGCCCGGUGCCCCCAGCCAGCCCAGCCCCAGGCGAGGCUACAGCCCCCGGCGCUGGGAAGAAACGCUACCCGACUGCUGAGGAGAUCCUGGUUCUGGGGGGCUAUCUCCGGCUGAGCCGCAGCUGCCUUGCCAAGGGGUCUCCCGAGAGACACCACAAACAGCUCAAGAUCUCCUUCAGCGAGACGGCCCUGGAGACCACGUACCAGUACCCCUCGGAAAGCUCGGUGCUGGAGGAGCUGGGCCCUGAGCCCGAGGUCCUCGUGGCGCCCAGCGCCCCAGCAGCCCCGCUGGACGAGGAGGAGGAGGAGGAGGAGGACGAGGAGCCGCCGGCCGGGCUGCGCGGCGGGCUGCGCACCAAGGCCCUGCUCGUGGAUGAGUCCUGCCGGCGGUGACGACCUCCAGCACAAGUGUGGCCCACCUCCGGCCUCCGGACCCCAAGAUGCGCC